AAGCUCUCUUUUAUCGCGAAGUACCGUUCCUUUGACCCCCUAGCCUGUUUUUAUACGUCGGUUGCCUCGUCCGACAUGCCGCCAAAACACACGAAGCAACGUCGCAGUACGAAUACGCAGUACAAAAUCCCAGCCACCUUCGCGCACGACAUCGAGAAUGCAGAGGGCUGGAACGCGAUAGUAGAGUUCCUCUGCGACUUCUUCGACCUCCCAGAUUUAACUACGCGCAGUGGGCUGAAAAAGGCGCAUGCGCGCUUCAAUGAGAUAUCCAAGAAGCUCGAUGCCGCAUAUACGAAGGGCAAUGACAAUGAAAAGAUUAUGGGAGGCAUUGUGGGUAUCUGGGCGAAAAUGUCCGCAGAUGCACUCCUCCGGGACAAGUUGUUCAAAGCUGGACUCGUUUCAAAAAUGAUGCCCCUACUUGAUAUACCGUCCACCAGGCAUAUUGGUCUGCAGGCACUCUCCACCGUCACCCACCAUGGCGGGGUAGCAGCCAGGCAGGAGAUAGCCAAACAAACUCCGGUGCUUUUGCGCCUCAUGGAAGAAUUCCCUGACGACGACAAGAUUGCAGAACUGGCGAUUGUGGUAAUGUGCCAUGCCAUCGGCGCUGUCGUCGAUAUAUCGGACGAGGUACCCGAUCCCAAGCUCCUCGAGACACUCGACAUGCGCACGGUCCUCAAGAUGACCAUCGAUAACUUCCGCAAGCCGAACGCUUCUGCAUUCCUCAUGAGCCACGGGCUGGGCCUGCUGACGGGCUCGACGCUGCACUGCUACAAGGAGUGCAAGGCGUUGCCGCCAGUGUCGUCGUUCCUCGUGGCCUGUAUGCGCAGUGAAGAGAUCACUACACGGUGCAACGUCCUCGCGGGCAUCCUCCGCCUCAACUUGGCCGAAUCCGAGCCAGACAUGCGUUACUAUGACCCGCGCCUGUUGAUGGAGGCGGUCCAGCGGCGAUUCCCACAAGAGCUCGUCGACGUGAUGGUGGAAUAUGGCUUCGAGCGCUGCGAUACCACCCUCACUCUGCGCUCGAGCAACGAAUUCCAAAAGGCGAUGCAGGCGUGCUUACACGACAAGGACCUGUACAAGCUCGGAAAGAAGACAGCGGAGCUCAUCGUGCGCACGGAGUUCGCCAUCGUCAACGGGAUGUACCAGGCUGUCAACGAACGCACGGGCCAGCUCGAGGUGGUCGACGUCGGCCUGCCCUUCAAGAUGUGGGCGGAUUCCUUGUCGCAUUGCGCACGGGCUGUCCGGGCGAAGGGCGACAAGAGCGACCUGGACGACGCGGACGUCCUGGAGAUCAAGUGGUACAUCAUCAAGCAACGCAUCCCAGACGCGAUCAAGGUGGCGAACAAGGCGCUGGAACGAAACCCGCAGCUGGCCUACGCAUACUACGCUAUCGGCUUAGGGUCGGACAGCGAGAACGGGCUGCGGGCAGUGAAGAAGGGUCUGAAGGCGAAGCAGAUCACGCCCUUCGUGCGGAACUACAUGUUAUGGCGCGCGGUCGAGCAUGCCGGGAAUCUGGGGGUGAGCCGAUUGCAGGAGGCGACCGCGGGCGACAGGGACUACAACGAGGGCAUGGCCUUCCUGAUGUCUUCGUGUGAGGAUGCGAAGAGGUUCAUAGCUGAGGCGCCGCCAGACACACGGAACAUGAGCGCGAUACUGAACUGGUACGUCAUCUGCUCGAUCGCCACGCGCGGUCCCGAGCUCAGCCCUGAUCUGCGGGAGCUCAAUGAUGCGUUCAAGAAGAUCGCGCUCGCGGACAAGAUGCAGACCUUCAUCGGGCUGCCGCCGAAGAACACGCAGAUCCGUCUCACGCGGGAGCUCAUCGUGAAGCAGUGGCCCAUGGCGGUCAAGUCCUGGGGCGAAGUGAUCGCGCGCGUCGACAAGAUGGACCUGACAUCAGAGUCAGCGCACCGCCUGCCUACGCCCGCCAAGGCAGAAGACGACCUCGCGACGUGGCUCGAGAACAUGAACGUCGAGGACGCCCCUGAAGAAGGUGGGCAUCGCGCACACCCCAAGAUCAUGCCCACUGCGGUGGAGCUCUACCGGUGCUCGUACUGUGGCAACCCCAGCGCCAUUCUCAAGAAGUGCGGAGGUUGCGGGAAGAUGAGGUACUGCGAUUCCGGAUGCCAGAAGCUGCACUGGUCCGACCACAAGCGCACCUGCAAAGGUUCUGAUUGAUCAAAUACGACAAAGAACUCAGUAACUCGUGCUCAUGUAACACUGUAUCUGUACGUUUCGCUUUGCUCUCUGGCUUCCAGCUAG
Molecule: messenger RNA, 2259 nt
Organism: Fomitopsis serialis
Lineage: Eukaryota; Fungi; Basidiomycota; Agaricomycetes; Polyporales; Fomitopsidaceae
Exons: 5
Coding region: 76-2175 (699 amino acids)
Source: RefSeq, a predicted model, not a curated record